This is a messenger RNA of Camellia sinensis, 1410 nucleotides long. RefSeq lists its product as uncharacterized. Lineage: Eukaryota; Viridiplantae; Streptophyta; Magnoliopsida; Ericales; Theaceae. Gene Ontology annotation, molecular function: phosphatidylinositol transfer activity. The record is from RefSeq and is a predicted model, not a curated record.
UCACAAGCUCAAUUUUGGCUGUAUUUUUGUUCUCACAUGGUUUUUGUGCCAUUGCAUAUUAUAGAGAGAGACUCGGAUCGUUGAAACCAAUGCAAAACCCAUCUCCAAUGGCGGUAUCUGAGUCUACCCUUUUGAUUGUUGACUCGGAUUCCAUGGUUUUAGGCCUCUGAAGAUCUCCCAAAACUUCGUCUUCUUAUUCGGAACAACCACAACACCCGUACUUGUUUCUUCAAAGUUCUAAUUGUCAACCUCCCGGAAGACUUCUUUGAAAGCUAUGAGUGCAGAUUCAAAUAAAUCCCCUUCAAAUGGAUGUGAAUUAAUAUUUGAUGAGAAGCAGGAAAAGAUUAAUGUGUUGAGGAGUUUGCUUGGGCCAUUGCCUGAUAAGUCAUCUAUUUAUUGUUCUGAUGCAUCAAUCUCUAGAUAUUUAAGGGCACGGGCCUGGAAUGUCAAGAAGGCAACUAAAAUGAUGAAAGAGACCUUGAAAUGGAGAUUGGAAUACAAGCCAGAAGAGAUUAGAUGGGAUGAGGUUGCUCGUGAGGCAGAAACAGGAAAAAUAUACAGGUCAAAUUAUGCAGACAAGCAUGGGAGACCAGUUCUUGUCAUGAGACCAGGCUGCCAGAACUCAAAGUCUGUUAAAGCACAAAUUAGGUACUUGGUGUAUUGCAUGGAGAAUGCUAUUAUGAAUCUGCCACAAAACCAGGAAGAGAUGAUCUGGCUGAUAGACUUCCAUGGUUUCAAUUUGUCGAAUAUCUCAGUCAAAUCGACAAAGGAAACUGCCCAUGUUUUGCAAGAACACUAUCCUGAGAGGCUUGGUGUUGCAAUAUUAUACAACCCGCCCAAGUUCUUUGAACCAUUCUGGACGGUGGUGAAGCCCUUUUUAGAACCCAAGACAGCCAACAAAGUCAAAUUUGUUUAUUCAGAUGAUCCUAAUACCAUGAAAAUAAUGGAGGACCUAUUUGACAAGGACAAGCUCGAGUCUGGCUUUGGUGGUAAAGAUAAUGCGGGUUUUGACAUCAAUAAAUAUGCCGAGAGGAUGAGAGAAGACGAUAAGAGGAUUCAAUCAUUUUGGGCGAGAGGGAAUGCUUUCGAGGCAGCCCAUCAACCAUCCAUCACAACUGCCACCUGUUUAAAUCCUGCGAAGUCUGAGUCAGAUUCUGAUGUGUCAGAUGAAAAAGAAGAUAAAUCUCUAUCUCAUGAAGGCGAUGACAAAUAGAGCAGAGUACGUAAUUUAGCCUAGACAACCAUGUAGCAAUUUACAAGUACCAUGUGCAAGCCAUCAUUAAACUUGCUUGUCUAGGACAGUUUGCUCUUGUUGAAUCUUCUACUGUUCUGAAUUUAUGCUUCGCAAUUGUGACAGAAGGUUGAUAUUAUAGCUUUUAAUAAUAUUUAACUCCCAAUCUAUUAUCUUCA